AUGUGCUUGGCAGCAGCUAAGGGCUUUGGCAAGACUUCCACCAAGGAGCACCUCCCAGCUGACAAGCAGAAGCGCGGCAAGAAGAACAGUGACUUGGCAGUGGAUGGCUCAUCCAGCAAGGCUGUGGACAGGGCUGUGAGGGCGGUGGAAGGGAGGAAGUCCCGGCCAGUCGACCCCAGGGAAGCCUCAAAGGGGCGGCUGGAUUAUGCUCAGGUGAGCGACUGGGGGAGCGGCGAGCCUGCGGAUCUGGAUGCGCUGCAGGUGACCUCCUUUGAGGCCGAUGGCGGCCCGGAGCGGCCAUUCUACGAGCAGCUUGCACGGCGCCUCGCCCAGCUGGAGGCAAGCCGCAGCCGUCCUGCCCACCUUGCUGCACAUGAUUCUGACCGCAAGGCUGCGGCUCUCACGAAACCUAGGCAGGGGGCAUUGAAGGUGGCGCAGCCGAGGGGAGCGGGGCCGCUGCCGCCGUUCCACAAGUGGAGCUUCAGGGAGGAGCGCUACAUCCAGUGGCUGGCCGACAUGCACACCGUCCACUAUGCCCUCGAAGCCGCCCUCGCAGACGCCGUCACCGUGGCCGCCACUGAGCACUACGGUGACAGCGAGUUGUUGGAGAGGGUGUUUACAGCGCUGGGCUGCUUCAGCGAGGAGCGGGGCCUGGACCGGUCGCUAGAGAUCGCAGCGGACCUCAACAACAUCGCCAAGGCAUCCACUUUGACGGAGCCAAUCGAGCUGGCGCCCUCGCCCAAUGCGCAGGCGUACGCAGACUACCUGUGCCGCCUGGGGCUGCUCUGCACCGAGGAGGACGAGGCGGCAGAGAUCGAGGAGGCCGCGCUCAGGCUGGUGGCGAACGCGUACCUGGUGCAUGUGACGCACCUGACCACCGGCAUGCGCAUCGGCGCCGCAGCCGCCGAGAAACUGGACCUCUUCCCGGCGCAGGCGCUGAACUACUUUCAGACGUGGCCGGAGGGCGUGCUGCCGGACCCGCUGGCGCUGUGCAUCGCGAAUGUGAACGCCGCGGGAGACGCGCUCAGCCUGCAGCAGCGUGAGGCGGUCAUGGCAGAGCUGCCCAAGGCCAUGCCCAAGAUCAGCCUGCUGCUCAGCCCGCUAGCCCACACCAAAUGAUUUAGAGGCGCUGCCCCGGGGUCUGAUAGGGUGUCGAGGGUAUUGUGGUCACUUUGGAACAUGUGAUUUGAAUGAGAUUUGCAAACAUGCCCAGGAUCAGCCUGCUGCUGCUCACGCCCCUGGCGCAAACGAUGUCGAGGCGCUACCCCUUACAGCGCAGGGGUAUCGGCAAUAUUAUGGUCAUAUCAGAAUUUGUUGUUUGAAUAAGGUUGCCUCACAUGCCCGCAGUGGAAUCAUGCUGGGCGUUCUUGCUUUGGCGCAGUGGACUGGCCCAUGGGUGUAGUAUCAGAACAGAUGAAUUUAGUCAGUUGUGAUGCUUUUGACGGACACUUGCCGCUGUGGCACUGACCACGAGACGGUUGAGAUGAUCUCAAGAGUAUGCGGCGCACGCAGGUAUAUUGAGCCAGCAUCUGAUUUCAAUUUUCCUUGCUGCGACUAUUACAAUAC
Coccomyxa subellipsoidea C-169 is the source of this 1566-nucleotide messenger RNA. RefSeq lists its product as hypothetical. The record is from RefSeq and is a predicted model, not a curated record. The coding region runs from base 1 to 1119 and encodes 372 amino acids. The transcript has 8 exons. NCBI's taxonomy places the organism in Eukaryota, Viridiplantae, Chlorophyta, Trebouxiophyceae, Coccomyxaceae.